GGCCCCCGGCUCAGGGCGCCUCUCCCAUUCCCUCUACUCUCUCGGCCUGGCAGCGGCAACACGGGCGGCGAAGGGCUCGGCCAUGGGCACCAACGUGCCGCCGCGCCGGGAGCCGCCCGCCCAAGGUCCCCAUGAACUGUAUUUCAAGAAUCUUUCAAAACAGAAACAAAAAGAAGACAUGGAGAAGAAUGGAAACAACCACAAACUUCGUGUUUGUGUUGCUACUUGCAACCGUGCUGAUUAUUCAAAAUUAGCUCCUAUUAUGUUUGGUAUUAAGGCAGAACCACAGUUCUUUGAGCUUGAUGUCGUAGUGCUUGGUUCCCACUUGAUUGAUGAUUAUGGUAACACUUAUCGCAUGAUUGAACAAGAUGACUUCGAUAUUCAUACAAGAUUGCACACUAUUGUGAGAGGGGAGGAUGAGGCAGCCAUGGUGGAAUCAGUAGGACUUGCAUUAGUGAAGUUACCAGAUGUCCUGAACCGCCUGAAACCUGACAUAAUGAUAGUUCAUGGUGACAGAUUUGAUGCUUUGGCACUAGCCACAUCUGCAGCCCUGAUGAAUAUUCGCAUUCUUCACAUUGAAGGUGGGGAAGUCAGUGGGACCAUUGACGACUCUAUUAGACAUGCUAUAACCAAACUGGCCCAUUACCACGUGUGCUGCACACGGAGUGCAGAGCAGCAUUUGAUAGCCAUGUGUGAAGACCAUGAUCGCAUCCUGUUAGCAGGCUGUCCUUCAUAUGACAAGCUUCUCUCUGCCAAAAAUAAGGACUACAUGAGUGUUAUACGCGUAUGGCUAGGCGAAGAUGUUAAACCCAGAGAUUAUAUAGUUGCUCUGCAACAUCCAGUAACCACAGAUAUUAAACAUUCCAUAAAGAUGUUUGAACUGACACUAGAUGCGCUCAUUUCCUUUAACAAGAGAACACUUGUUCUGUUCCCCAAUGUAGAUGCAGGAAGCAAAGAGAUGGUUCGGGUGAUGAGGAAGAAGGGCAUUGAACAUCAUCCCAAUUUUCGGGCGGUGAAGCACGUCCCAUUUGACCAGUUCAUUCAGCUAGUUGCCCACGCUGGUUGUAUGAUUGGGAACAGCAGUUGUGGUGUCAGAGAAGUGGGCGCAUUUGGCACACCUGUUAUCAACUUGGGGACACGUCAGACAGGAAGAGAAACAGGUGAAAAUGUUCUUCAUGUUCGUGAUGCUGACACACAGGAUAAAAUUCUGCAUGCACUACAGCUCCAGUUUGGUAAGCAGUAUCCAUGCUCAAAAAUAUAUGGUGAUGGUAAUGCUGUUCCAAGGAUUUUGAAGUUCCUUAAAUCUAUUGACCUCAAAGAGCCAUUGCAAAAGAAAUUCUGUUUUCCUCCUGUCAAAGAUAAUAUCUCUCAAGAUAUAGACCACAUUCUAGAGACACAGAGUGCUUUGGCUGUGGACUUAGGUGGAACUAAUCUCCGAGUAGCAAUUGUCAGUAUGAAGGGUGAAAUAGUUAAGAAGUAUACCCAGCUCAACCCUAAAACUUAUGAAGAUAGACUAGAUUUAAUUCUAAAGAUGUGUGUAGAAGCUGCAUCGGAGGCAGUAAAUCUGAACUGCAGAAUUUUGGGAGUAGGUAUUUCUACAGGUGGACGAGUAAACCCUCGAGAAGGAAUUGUACUUCACUCCACAAAACUCAUUCAGGAGUGGAGCUCUGUAGAUCUCAGAACCCCAAUAUCUGAUGCUCUGCACUUGCCAGUCUGGGUGGAUAAUGAUGGAAACUGUGCUGCUUUAGCAGAAAGGAAAUUUGGUCAUGGAAAAGGAAUAGAAAAUUUUGUAACACUCAUCACUGGUACAGGAAUUGGAGGUGGAAUCAUACAUCAACAUGAAUUGAUCCAUGGCAGUUCUUUCUGUGCUGCUGAGCUUGGGCAUAUUGUAGUAUCUUUAGAUGGACCAGAGUGCCUGUGUGGUAGCCAAGGAUGUAUAGAAGCAUAUGCCUCUGGAAUAGCAUUACAAAGAGAAGCUAAGAAACUGCAUGACGAGGAUCUGCUUUUAGUAGAAGGAAUGUCAAUGAAGAAUGAAGAAGUUGUUAGUGCUGCACAUCUCAUUCAAGCGGCUAAACUUGGAAACACAAAGGCAGAAAGCAUUCUCAGAACAGCUGGUACAGCAUUAGGACUUGGAGUUGUGAACAUUCUGCACACCAUGAAUCCCUCUCUCGUGAUUCUUUCUGGAGUCCUGGCCAGUCACUAUAUUAAUGCUGUCAAAGAUGUGAUACAUCGACAGGCUCUGUCUUCUGUUAAAACUGUGGAUGUGGUGGUCUCAAAUCUGGCAGAUCCUGCUCUUCUUGGAGCUGCUAGCCUGGUACUGGAUUAUACUACCCGUAGAAUAUACUAGAUGCCUGGAAGAAUUACAGAAAUGAACUUUCAUAUUCCUUAUGGGUGGAGGGAAUACUUUGCCCAAAAUCUUCCUCUGACCAGAGCAGCUACAGAAUCAGAGUAAUAAUGUUCUAAAUAGUUAGUGACUACUUCAACAUUUCCUAAUUGAGGUAUUACCUUUUUGUAUUUUUUCUAAAUUUCAUCAAAAUUCAUAGAAACUAUUGUGCAAUUCUGUUGAUUUUAAUCACCUCAAAGCUCAGAUGUUGCUUUAAGUGUAGCUGAAUUAUUUAUGAGCAUAUUUUGAUGUACAGUAGGAAAUAUGUGUUUUGUGUCAAAUUAUAGCUAAUACUUGGGGAUCCAGUUCUCAUUUUUCACCUUUGUGAAAUGAGAAGUCUACAAUGUGACCAGCUUUUCGAUUUACAGGUUUCCACCCACAAAGUAAAUAUGAUACAAUCACCAACAGCAGGUGUUAGUUUCUGUAAGUGGAAACAACGGAAGGUGCCUCCGCAAACAAAGAAGCUCUAUUUAGAAGUGGUUUGUGAAGGAUUUGGAGGAUACAGUUAUUUAUUACAUCGCCUUUAGAGGGCAGAGUCCCAUUUUAGAAGCUUUGCAUAUGAAGGAGAAAGGCGGUUGUUUUGUGAGCUUGCAGGCUGCAAGAGCAGUCCAAACAAACUGACAAGUGUAGCAGGGUUCACCUUUGUGUUCUGGCUACAGCCCGCAGUAAAUAAUAUUAUUGUGGAGGUUGAAUUUCAUUUUAAUGGGUAUUCUCAAGGGACUUUGUCCACAACUUUGUCUUCCACAUUAGCAGAGGGGACUUUAUUCUUCAGUGGCCAGUUAUCUGACAGCCAAUAAUGUGGUACAUAUGAGCAUAAAGACUGCCUUUUGAGAAAUCUCAUUCACUGCAGUGACAUAGUGCAUCUCCUCAGCAGUGCUGGAGCGGCAGGUGAAGUGUCAGUGAUGUCCAACAUUUACCAUCAACUCACAGGAUGGAAAGUUAAAUCUGAGCCUCAUCCUCACACAUUCAAGGUAUUCAUUAGCCUUGGAGCAACUAACCUUAAAGGGUUGCCUUGUUAAAACACAGUUUAUAUGACACUCUGGAAGUUUCUACAGGAAACAUUCUGAGAGAGAGAGGGCUUUUCUGGGACCUGUGUAGAGGCCGAAGAUCACACAGUGUAGUGUGUACAUUUAAGGAAGGCAGGUUUCUUUAACUAGACCAAUUGGAUACAUAGUUCUGUCUCUACUGAUCUGCUUUUUAGCAUGCUUUCAAGAUACUGUAGUAUUGACAAUUACUUGACACAAGAAGAAACUGAAAAACAGGACAAUAUAAGUGGUCAGCUAUCCCAGAAGGAAGACAGCUGCCAGAGAAACAAUCUUGUAUCCUGGCAUUUCAUGAAUUAUCUGCUCCAUAGUAAGGAUAUACUGGCUCUUAACCUUUGCUAAGUUGCAUCAGGCUUUAUGUGUUCCUUUUCAUUUAGCAUCUGGAUUUAGUUGACGAGUUCCAGUAACUUCAAUACCAGAGCAGUAGCUCCAUGAGCAGGUCAAGAAGUCCGUUUUGAUCUAUAUUUGACAGCAGCUCAGGGUGGGGGUAAAAGUACUGAGGCUCUAACAGAGAGAAUAUCUAUCAUUUGACCUUUCCAUCCCCAAAGCAUCACAAGGAAUGUCUGAUAAAAAGUGGGACCAGGUUUUGCUUUCCAGACCUCCUAAUGCUGUUUCCCUUUUGACAUCUCAGAUAAAAUUUUUCCUUAGCAGCUGAAGGGAGAUGGCAGGCACUGACAAAAUAUGAAAGAUAUUUAAACAUUUCAAAACAUUUGAUAAAAUAAAUCAAAAGUCUUUUCUCUUUAAAAAAACCAGUUAUUAAUUAAAAUGUUUCUGAAGUUGUUUUUUUCUGGCAACUGGACAAAAACCAGCUGCAAAGGGGCAAGUGGUGCAGAAGCCCUUGGUUUUCCUGAGACAGUCGUCAGUUUAUAAAAUUAAAAAGAUGUUCAUAUUUAAAA
This is a messenger RNA of Phasianus colchicus (ring-necked pheasant), 4322 nucleotides long. RefSeq names its product glucosamine (UDP-N-acetyl)-2-epimerase/N-acetylmannosamine kinase (gene GNE). Gene Ontology annotation, biological process: UDP-N-acetylglucosamine metabolic process. The record is from RefSeq and is a predicted model, not a curated record. NCBI's taxonomy places the organism in Eukaryota, Metazoa, Chordata, Aves, Galliformes, Phasianidae. Gene Ontology annotation, molecular function: hydrolase activity, hydrolyzing O-glycosyl compounds; N-acylmannosamine kinase activity; UDP-N-acetylglucosamine 2-epimerase activity.